AUGGAGGAUAACCACUAUGCAACCACAAUCAAGCCCGAAUAUUUCGAAACCGAUAGAGCAGAAUUUCCCGAGAUUCGUCUCCGAAAAACCAGUAACAAGCGAAAGAAACAAAAGAACAAGAGGAAGCCAAAAAAUACCGAACGAAACGAGGUAGUCGACCGCAAGAUCGCCAAGAGAAAGUACGGUAAAAGAUUUGUAAAAACUUCUCUGCGCGAUGAUACUUCUGCGUCUAAAGAGAUCGGUAGAGGGAAACCGGUGGAUAUUAUUGUACACAUUAAAAUGACUGAAUAA
Leptosia nina is the source of this 291-nucleotide messenger RNA. Lineage: Eukaryota; Metazoa; Arthropoda; Insecta; Lepidoptera; Pieridae. The record is from the annotation of a GenBank genome assembly.